This is a messenger RNA of Zea mays, 1291 nucleotides long. RefSeq lists its product as uncharacterized. The record is from RefSeq and is a predicted model, not a curated record. The coding region runs from base 329 to 796 and encodes 155 amino acids. The transcript is spliced from 2 exons. NCBI's taxonomy places the organism in Eukaryota, Viridiplantae, Streptophyta, Magnoliopsida, Poales, Poaceae.
CAAGAUGAAUCAUAGCUAUGAGAUUCAAACGGGGAAAAAUUAUUGUGCUAAAAAUACAUCAGAGAAAAAAAAUUAUAGAAUAAUUAAAAAAAAGGGGAAAUAUCCCUCAUCUCACGCCACUCUCUUUCUCUCUCCCAGAUUUUUUUUCACAGCCGCAUGCCUUGAGUCCUUAUCCCAUUGCUGUUGUUCGGCUGCCAAAGAUUUUUCACGCAUGCAAGCCCAGGCACGCAUCGUUCCAGCUCCAUGUCCCACGGGAUAUUUCUUAUCUCCUGUGCGCUCACUCAACUGGAUGAGUCUCCUGCGUACCGGUCUUUGAUUUUUCUCUGGAAUGUGCUUGAGCUUGUACAGGCUGUGGCCUUAUCCAUCGCUCGAUUCAUCUCCCUGUCUUUAUCUUCUCCAAGCCGUGGAGCUUCUUCCGCAGCGCGCCCCUCUCCCUGGCUCUUCCCUGCGCGCCGCGGUGCUCCAGCUUGGCCCUGCUCAACUCGCCUCUACACAGCGUUCCUCUGCUCGGCCCUUUUUCCCCUGCACGCGAGCUCUGCGUCUUCCUGCGCGCCGGCUCCUGCUGGGCCGUGCGCCCUGGUGGCUAUCGCGACUGAUCUGUAGCCGCCACCUUCAGCUCGCCGGCAUUUCUUCUCUGCGCGCAGCUCACGCCCUGCUAGCCCCUGCUGCGGGUUGUCGAGCUCUCUGCGCAUGCUCAGCUCACUCUUUCCUUGUUUGCCGCGCGCACGAAUUUUAUCUGCUUGCCACAGCGUGUCGAGCUCCCGCACUAUCAUCGCUUCUAUCGCAAGCUCGUUAGCCACAGUUAUCUUGACCGCGUCAGCUCGCCAGACCUGCAACUCUAUAUACGCCACCCUUCCGUAUCAUUGUCGAGCCCGUCGAACCUCGUUCUUCUCUGCUCGCUCUCGUCGAACUCCAAAUCCCGGAUAUUAGAUAAAAAUAAGCGAGGCCCCUGUGUAUCGCUUAUCAAGUACUCGGUUGAAGACAUCAAUCGAAGAUCGUCGUCGUUUGGUGCGUCGUCAAGAAAUCCCAAGACGAAGCUAGCAGCGCGAUAUUUCCCAAGCACUCGACAAAUUGCUUGGAUCAGAAAAUCGCUACCGAUCUCGCGGAUUCGUGUCAGCUGUGGAAACGGUACGUUAAAUAAUCGCGCGAUGCGGAAGACAAGCCAAGUCGACCCCAAGCGCGGGCAAAUCCGCAGGAUAAUGCUGAUGGACGAACCUACCCGAUCCAGUGCUAGGACAAGGAUGAUCGCCAAGUGGACGUCGUCUAACAACACUAACCUAGUGUUACUCAG